ACUAGUAUAUCCCUUGCAAAAUGAAUAUUUUGCCCAAGAAAAGCUGGCAUGUGCGCAAUAAGGAUAACAUUGCACGAGUACGUAGGGACGAAGCUGAGGCCGCAGAAGAGGACCGCAAACGGAGGAAGAGAGUGGACCUAGCGGAGCAAGAGGCGAGGACAGAUUUCUUGCGUAAAAAGGCCAGCCUGUCAUUGCCAGAUACCUCAAGUAAUGAUGAGCUUGCGGUGGUUAAAUUGGUCAAAGAAUCGACACACAUAAACUUCUUCCAGGAUGUGAAAGAUUGCAAAGGGACCAGCCAAGGAAACAGGGAGUAUGAAGAGGAGAAGCACAGAGAAAAGGAGCAACGAGAAAAAGCAUUGGGCAUUCUGACAUAUCUGGGGCAAAGUGCAUCAGAAGCUCAGACCAGUCGCCCCUGGUACCAGAAUGCCCCAAUCCGUUCCAAGAUGGAUGUUGAUGACUCUAUGAAGGAUGAGAAGCUAAAAAGAAAUCUUGAUCCACUGUAUGAAAUGGAGAAAUGCCUCCACAGAAAAUCUGGGGAGAAAAAGAAAUAUUCAGAAAGAAAACAUAAAAAAUCUAAAACAAUAAAAGAAGAAAGACCUUUGAAAACAUCCAUUGAACAACUGAGGCAGGAACGCUUGAAAAGGGAAGUUGCAGAACGGACACGUGCUGAAACUUUGAUGUCCGUUAGAAAAAAUUCUUCAAAUCCAAAGACGGAAAUGGAUGAGCAGGAAAUGGAUGACAGAAGGAGACUGUACAACUCACAGUUCAACCCACAGAUUGCCCGAAAACCCAGACUACGUGAAGAGCUCUGGAGACGUGGAUUAAAUUAA
Molecule: messenger RNA, 830 nt
Organism: Nanorana parkeri
Lineage: Eukaryota; Metazoa; Chordata; Amphibia; Anura; Dicroglossidae
Gene: LENG1
Product: leukocyte receptor cluster member 1
Exons: 5
Coding region: 21-830 (269 amino acids)
Source: RefSeq, a predicted model, not a curated record